Molecule: messenger RNA, 1941 nt
Organism: Nicotiana tabacum (common tobacco)
Lineage: Eukaryota; Viridiplantae; Streptophyta; Magnoliopsida; Solanales; Solanaceae
Source: RefSeq, a predicted model, not a curated record
UAAAAUCUAAACCCCUGAACUGAAGUUCCCAAAUUAUCAGCUGCCAAUACCAAGUUGUAGGGUUUACCCCCAAAUAUUCAUUCCAUAAUUCAUUUACAUCCCCUCUAUUUUAUUUCCUUGUUAACUUCAGGUCCUAUUUUCCUCUUCAACCAAACACCUGCUGAGUUUCACUCAUAGCUUCAUUCUCCGCAGUUUAGGGUUAUGGAAAAAGAUGCAUCUUUUUUGUUUGGCGGCAUCACUUUCAAUCGUAAAAAGUUUGCCACCGAUUUUGACAGGUUUAAGGAGCAUAAAACAAGGGACAAUUCAUUAGAGAAGCUGGAGUUCGUUGAAAAUGAAAAAUCUGAAAUGGAAGAUGAGACAAAUACCCGUGUGGGUAAGAAGAGGAAGAGAAAGGAGAAAGGAGUAGUUCCUGACUCGGUGGACGGAUUUUCCGUCUUCAAGAAUUCGAAAUUGCAAAAGGAAUCUGCCAGUGAAGAGAAUGAUCAAUCUGCAAAUGAAUUGCUUGAGGGAAAAAAAGAAUAUUAUCGGCAAUUGGAGAGGGAUGCAAUUUUCCGGAAGUUACAUGGCAUUCAUGCUUCUGGAAGUAAUGUCCCUUCGCCAUUGCACAGUUUUGCAGAAUUAAGAUCAAGAUAUAAAUGUCGAUUAUAUCUAUUACGCAACCUGGCAGAACUGGGAUUUAAAGAACCAACACCAAUCCAAAGACAGGCUAUUCCAGUCCUCUUAUCUGUUGUUGGACAUCUGACAGCCAUCUUUCUUGAUCAGGAUACUUCAAAUGAUGGUGUCCGAGCUGUAAUUCUUUCCCCUACAAAAGAGUUAGCUGCUCAGACUACAAGAGAAUGCCGAAAGUUGGCUAAAGGGAAGAAGUUCUACAUCAGGUUGAUGACUAAAAAGCUCGCUAAAAGUGGAGACUUUUCUAAACUGCGAUGUGAUAUACUCAUCUCGACACCAUUGCGCUUACAGUUUGCUAUCCGCAAAGGAAAGCUUGAUUUAAGUAGGGUUGAAUUUCUUGUCUUAGAUGAAUCUGAUAAGCUUUUUGAGCCUGGCUUGCUAGAGCAGGUUGAUUUUGUGGUGAACGCGUGCACAAAUCCUUCAAUUCUUCGGUCGUUGUUCAGUGCUACUUUACCUGAUAUAGUUGAAGACAGAGCACGUACAAUAAUGCAUGAUGCUGUUCGAGUCAUUAUUGGUAGGAAAAAUUCUGCUUCCGAAACAAUAAAGCAAAAGUUGGUAUUCGUAGGGAGUGAAGAAGGAAAACUUCUAGCUCUUCGUCAAAGCUUUGCAGAGAGAUUGAGUCCACCGGUGCUAGUAUUCGUUCAAAACAAGGAGCGUGCAAAGGAGCUAUAUGACGAACUAAAAUUGGAAGAUUUUCGAGCUGAUGUUAUCCAUUCAGAUCUUUCUCAGACACAGAGAGAAAAUGCUGUUGAUAACUUUAGAGCUGGAAAAACAUGGGUUCUAAUUGCCACGGAUGUUGUGUCCCGGGGAAUGGAUUUCAAAGGGGUCAAUUGCGUAAUAAAUUAUGAUUUUCCAGACGCUGCUGCAGCAUACAUUCACAGAAUUGGACGUACCGGAAGAGCAGGAAGAAGAGGAGAGGCGAUUACAUUUUAUACUGAAGCAGAUAUUCCUUUUUUGAGGAACAUAGCAAAUGUUAUUACUUCUUCUGGUGGUGAGGUUCCCGAGUGGAUUAUGUCAAUGACCAAGAAACAGUGGAAGAAACACAGGCCACAAAGAGAAACCAUUUCAACUCAGCCAGACAUAUGAAGCAACCUCCCAGUUUUGACACCAUUAUAUCAAAGCUCCUUUAUAUAAUUUUGAUGUAUGAUUCUUUUUGUAAUUUUUGUUAUGUAUGAAUUUGGAUUGGUGUUUCUUGUGACAUGUUCACCUUAAUUGGUAGAGAAAUGAAUGUUGUCCUUUUUAACUUAAUUGGUGAUUGGCAGGUUGAGCUGA